ACUCUUUGGUUGACUUGACACUUGCUUGACAGGAAAAUCGAAUCGAAUCUCAUCAACUGAAAAAUAAUUUAAUUUUUAUUUUUACAUAAAACGCAUUGCCUUGGUCUUUAUUGAUACCAUUAGGUUUUAGAUUUAAAUAAUAUUAUCGCUUCUGUGUAUCAUGUUAGUUUUGGACGAAGUACUUGUGUAAAGUAGCCUGAGUACUUAGCUGCUAUAAAUUGCCGUCCAAAGCGACAUAAUAUUUAAUUACACUCCAUCAACGUGCAGUUCAGUUGGGAUUCUCAUAACAUUACUCGACAAUAAGCGAAUUGUCAAAAUCAUAUUUAAUUUAAAUGGAUUUCAAGAUGCACGAGUUUACCCACGCUCUAGUGGGCAAAGCUACUCCUGGGUCCAGCUCUGGAGAUGGUAUUGAAUUCGACGAAGUACGGCGUCAACAUGAGUGCUAUUUGAGACUGUUGAGAGAGUUGAAUUUAGAAGUGGUUGAAGUUAACUUGCAAGGUUCGUUAAGUGAUAAGCUCUUGCUGGAAAAUCUAGCAAUUGCUUGCCAUGGUAUUGCCCUUCUGCCAAGGAACAAUUCGUCUGUUGAAGCUCACAAUACAAAAAUUUUAAAAGAAAUAUUGCAAAACGAAUUGGGCCAGACUGUUAUUGAUCAAGUAGAUCCCGAUGCCAAUAUUUCAUGUGCAGAUGUGUUAUUCACAGGCCGAGAGUUCUUUGUUGGUAUAUCUGAAAACACAAAUGAAGCUGGAGCAAGUGCUGUAGCUGAAACAUUUCCUGAAUUCCCAUGCACACCUAUAAAGAUAUCCAAAGGUUGUAAAGAAUUAAAGAAGUAUAUUACGAUGGCGGGCCCUGAUGUCCUAUGUGUUAGUGCUAGCAAGGAAGCCAAAGAAUUGCUUAAGAGGAUCGAACGUGAAGCUAACUUUACCUAUCAAACUUUGACGGUUCCAGAAGACGAAGCUGCCAACUGCGUUUAUGUUAAUGGUACUUUAAUACACAGGGCUAUUGAGGAAAUCCCUGAAGCAUUCAAGGUGUUCUGUGAAAGAAUCGACUUCGCUAGAAGAUCUAUCUGUUUUUCGGAGUUUGCGAAGAUGCAGGCUGGUUUGAGUUCGUGUUGCUUGCUAGUAAGGAAACCUUAAAUGUAUUCAGAUCUAAGUUUAUUGAGUUUGACACACCUUACCGUCCGCCAUUUUGACAAAAUAGGAGUUCUUCGGGGCUUUCUAGAUGAAACCGUCUAGAUUUGUUAUACUUGGAUUAAAUAGGUACUUGUGAAUGUAAAGUUCCGUUGAUGAUAAAGUUCUGAGAAUUGAAACGUAGAUACAUAUUUUAGUUAGUAGAGAACAGUAAUUUUUUUUAAUGCGGACGGUGGACGUGUUGCUAAGCUCUGAGUUAAUAUAAUUGAGUUAUUUACUUUAUUUACCUUUGGCCCAUUUCACUACAAUGGAAUUAUUUUAUUAUAAGGCAAACAAACAAACAGGAAUCUCAAGGAAAUCUAUUAAUAAGAAUGAAGAAACAGCUUGCCUACAUAAAUGUUUAUGAUUUAAGAAAAUUCUUACAUUUGGACCUAUCCUACCUCAUAACACAGACUACUAUAUGUCACACAGUGCAAUAAUAUGAUUGUUCCACAUAUAGUUCGUUAAUCCUAAAAGUACAAAAAAUAGUGAAAUUGGGCUUUAAAUAAUCUAAAAACUUAUUGUUUGAGCUUAUUCACAAUUUUUGUUCUCAUUUACUGUCUAUUUUACACCAAUGACAAUAAAAUAAAUAAACAAUAAGUAUUCAAACAAUUUAUGACAAAAUAACUUGUUUUAGCCUCAUAUUAGCUUAUCGUACCUGUCUUAGAGCGACAGCAAAUGUUGUAUAAGCAAUUUUGAUACAAAUAUGACACAUUUAUUCAGUGUUAAAUAAUAAAAAUAACCUACGCAUUUAUGCAAGUUCUAUUUAUUGCGAAUUCUUCAUUAUGCAUUUAUUGAGAUUUUAUGAAAAUGUCUACCUGUUACUGUCCUUCUUAAUGUGUCACUAAAAUCUAUUUUCCAAAAUAAAUACCGCUUCAAAUAUAAUCUUAACAGAGGGCCAAGCACGAAUAACUAUCGCAUUCGUAUCGUAACAGUAUCGAGCGA
Molecule: messenger RNA, 2111 nt
Organism: Spodoptera litura
Lineage: Eukaryota; Metazoa; Arthropoda; Insecta; Lepidoptera; Noctuidae
Product: N(G),N(G)-dimethylarginine dimethylaminohydrolase 1
Biological process (GO): arginine metabolic process; positive regulation of nitric oxide biosynthetic process
Molecular function (GO): amino acid binding; dimethylargininase activity
Source: RefSeq, a predicted model, not a curated record